AUGGGCCAUCAGCAGCUCUACUGGAGCCACCCCAGGAAGUUCGGUCAGGGCUCCCGCUCCUGCCGCGUGUGCUCCAACCGCCACGGCCUCAUUCGCAAGUACGGCCUGAACAUGUGCCGGCAGUGCUUCCGCCAGUACGCCAAAGACAUCGGCUUCAUUAAGCUGGACUGA
This is a messenger RNA of Apaloderma vittatum (bar-tailed trogon), 171 nucleotides long. It is a transcript of the gene RPS29, whose product is annotated as ribosomal protein S29. Bases 1 to 171 code for a protein of 56 amino acids. The record is from RefSeq and is a predicted model, not a curated record. NCBI's taxonomy places the organism in Eukaryota, Metazoa, Chordata, Aves, Trogoniformes, Trogonidae. Gene Ontology annotation, molecular function: zinc ion binding; structural constituent of ribosome. The transcript is spliced from 3 exons. Gene Ontology annotation, biological process: translation. Gene Ontology annotation, cellular component: ribosome; cytosolic small ribosomal subunit.